Messenger RNA from Paraphaeosphaeria sporulosa, 1368 nucleotides. RefSeq lists its product as uncharacterized. The transcript is spliced from 2 exons. NCBI's taxonomy places the organism in Eukaryota, Fungi, Ascomycota, Dothideomycetes, Pleosporales, Didymosphaeriaceae. The coding region runs from base 1 to 1368 and encodes 455 amino acids. The record is from RefSeq and is a predicted model, not a curated record.
AUGUACAAGGGAGAGCCCGUGCUAACUUUCUGGAGCGGCGAGCUGCUCGAUGGGUAUGGCCACGGUUCCUACUAUAUCCUCAACCAGUCUUACGCCGAGAUUGCGCACUUCUCGGCCGUGGGAUACGAGGAGCUGAGCGAUCUUCACGAGUUCACCAUCACGUCGGACGACACGGCGCUCGUCAUCAUUUACACGCCCAAGCAGGCGGACUUGUCUGAUGUCGGAGGCGAGAAGGAUGGUUGGAUCUUCGACUGCAUUUUCCAGGAGAUCGAUAUCGGCAGCGGCAAGCUGGUCUUCGAGUGGAACGCCAGCACGCAUGUCGGCGUCAACGAGACGGUCAAUGAGCUCGGCGACGCCGGGAGCGAGGGGAGCCCCUUCGACUACUUCCACAUGAACAGCGUGCUCAAGGAUGCGAACGGCGAGUAUCUCAUCUCGGGGCGCGUCAUGGACGCCGUGUUCAAGAUCUCCAGCUCGGGCGACAUCAUCUGGCGUCUUGGCGGCAAGCAGUCCGACUUCGACGUCGCAGACGAGGCCGUCUUCGCGUUCCAGCACGACGCCCGCUGGGUCGAUGGCAACCAGACACGCAUGACCAUCUUCGACAACGGCCCCACCGACGCCGUAGGCUACUCCCGCGGUCUCCUCUUCGCCGUCGACCAGGACGCCAAGACUGUGAGCCUCAUUCACGAGUUCUACAACGGCGCCAAAACCUUUGCAAAGUUCGAGGGCAGCCUGCAAGUCCUCGAUCCCAGCAGCAGCGACACGAACUACUUCCUCGGCUACGGCAACCAACCCUUCCUCGCCGAAUUCUCCUCCAACGGCACCCUCCUCCUCGACGCCCAAUUCGGCGCCACAAACACCGUCAACGGCUACCGCACUUACAAGCUCCCCUGGACCGGCAAGCCCAUCACGACGCCAGACAUCCAUCUCGACACCGACGCGCACACUGCGUACGUCAGCUGGAACGGUGCCACGGAGGUACAGUGGUGGGACGUCUACUCUGCGAACGCGACUAACGGGACCUGGCGGUAUGCGGCUUCGGCGAACCGGACGGGGUUCGAGACGAGCGUGGAGCUUGGGGGUGUUAGUUUGGGCACGUAUCUCAGGGCGAGGGCCGUGAAUGGAAGUGGGGGUGCGCUAGGUUGGUCCCGCGCGACGGAUGGGAAGGGGCUGUUUGAUGCAUCAGGAGAUGUGGACGAGAAGAGGAAUAACACGUCGUCUAGCUCGACGGUGAGCACGACUGCGAGGGCUACGGGGUCGAGUGCGACGGUUGCUGCGGCGACGAGUGCGACGAGUGGGUUGGCUGUUAGGAUAGGGCGGGGAAUGGUGGAGAAGGUAGUUGUUGCGGUGGUUGUGGUUGCGCUUGUGUAG